GAUGAGGGACACCGUCAACACCCAGUACGACUCCUUCCUUUACUGGAGGAUGCCCAUUCCGGAACUGGACCUGACCGAGCUGGAAUGCCUGGGGCUGGCCGACAUGGUAGCCUACAAGCCCAAGGGAGGCUACGGCAGCAUCGCCGGAGCCCGGAAGAAACAGAACAACGGCAUCUCGGACGGAGAAGACGAUGAGGACCGGAGCCUUGUCCAGUUCAACAGCUUCAAUUUCUGGAGGGCUCCGAUUGCCAGUGUCAGCGCUUUCGACUUCGACCUCGUCUGAUGCGGCUGAGCCUCCGUUUGUUAGCGUGACCAGCGUGAAGGCCGUUCCUUUGUCG
Molecule: messenger RNA, 338 nt
Organism: Elgaria multicarinata webbii
Lineage: Eukaryota; Metazoa; Chordata; Lepidosauria; Squamata; Anguidae
Gene: MLLT11
Product: MLLT11 transcription factor 7 cofactor
Exons: 1
Coding region: 2-283 (93 amino acids)
Biological process (GO): positive regulation of DNA-templated transcription; positive regulation of mitochondrial depolarization; apoptotic signaling pathway
Cellular component (GO): cytosol; nucleoplasm
Source: RefSeq, a predicted model, not a curated record